UAGCUCUCAUUAACUGAGUGUCACUGCCACCUGUUUAGAUUCUUUCUCUCUCUCUUUCUCUCUCUACCCUAUUGUUCUUUUCUUCUUUCAUAAAGUCUAGUCCCAAUACUCAAGUGGGUUUGUUCUAUUCACAAUAAGGAAUUGGAUUAGAUAAAAAAAACUCAUAGAAAGAGAGAGAGAGAGAGAAAGAUCAGUUUAGGGGUCCUCUCUUAUCUUUAGAGUGUUCCAAUUGAGAGAAAACAAAUGUUUCCAGCUUCAGUAGUCAUGUCUAAUUCAACAACAUCUUUGUCAACUGAAGAACCUGCUGUCGUUAACCUUUCUUCUGGUAAUUCUAGGGUCUAUGAUUUCCCAAUCUGCUUAAACCCAAUGCAGCCCACCAAGAGGAAGCGAAAUCUCCCCGGAAAUCCAGACCCUGAUGCAGAAGUGAUAGCAUUAUCACCAAAGACACUAUUGGCGACAAACAGAUUUGUGUGUGAGAUCUGCAACAAGGGUUUUCAGAGGGAUCAGAAUCUUCAACUUCACAGAAGAGGACACAAUCUACCAUGGAAACUAAAGCAAAGGUCGAAUGGAAGAGAGAAUAGUAAAAGAGUUUAUGUCUGCCCAGAAACGAGCUGUGUCCACCACCAUCCUUCGAGGGCACUUGGGGACCUCACUGGGAUAAAGAAGCAUUACUGUAGAAAACAUGGCGAAAAGAAGUGGAAAUGUGAAAAGUGUUCAAAGAUCUAUGCGGUUCAAUCCGAUUGGAAGGCUCAUUCUAAGACUUGUGGCACCAGAGAGUAUAGAUGUGAUUGUGGAACUCUCUUCUCGAGGAAGGAUAGCUUUGUGACCCAUAGAGCAUUCUGUGAUGCAUUAGCAGAAGAAAGUGCAAGACUAUCAGCAGCCAAUCAACUUGGAAUGCUAAUUCCCUCUUCUUCAAAUUCAAAUUCAAACCACCAAAUUCAUCAAGAAUCUCUACAUAAUUUCCACCCUCAAAAUAUCAUUCCAAACCCUAACCAACUCAAACUACACCACCACUACCCACUCAUCAACUUCCAAUCCCUACCACCAAUGAUCAACACCAACAACAACAUUCAUCAAUCUCUUUCAAACCCUAAUCCAUUUUUCAACCAACCAUAUUCCAUCCCAAUCAAGCCCGAAUCCAUCAACCUUCCCAUCCCCCAAUAUCCUUAUUUUCACGAGCCUCUAAUCCCCCCGACAAAGUUUGUCGAUGAAGUCAUCGUCACAUCAUCCCCCCACCUAUCCGCAACCGCCCUCCUCCAGAAAGCGACUGUUUUCGGACCGAAGCAGGUUGGUUGCACCGCACCCACGAUGGCUAAGUUAGAGUGGCAGUCGACGACGAAUGAUCAUAAGCUGACUAGGGAUUUCCUUGGUUUGACUGGGGAUGGAUCGGGUAUUAAUGAAAAUGGAAGUGUUGAUGUUAACAUGAAUAGGAGGGAUUUUCUAACGUAUGCAAGGGGGGUAGAGUUUUUGCCGGAGUCGAACGUGACCAUUGUUGGAUUUGGAGAAGACCUUCCAUAUAAUCGUGACCCUUCAUCAAAGCCAACUUGCUAGCUUGGAAUAGUAUUAUUAUAUGGCCUUUUUGGUUAAUUUAUCAUGUCUUCUUUUCUUCCAUUUCCAUAAAUGAAACUUAGAUUGUUCAUUUUUUAAGACAUUGUUUCCUUCUUUUUGUUAUAUUUGGUUGCUUAUUAUAAGGAUUAUCAAAUUUUCAGAGUUAAUGAGUUUGGGAUGUUAUGUAGAUGUUGUGAUGUCUAAUAAUUGGUAGUUAAGUUUA
Impatiens glandulifera is the source of this 1771-nucleotide messenger RNA. RefSeq names its product protein indeterminate-domain 7-like. Gene Ontology annotation, molecular function: DNA-binding transcription factor activity. Lineage: Eukaryota; Viridiplantae; Streptophyta; Magnoliopsida; Ericales; Balsaminaceae. The coding region runs from base 244 to 1551 and encodes 435 amino acids. The record is from RefSeq and is a predicted model, not a curated record. Gene Ontology annotation, cellular component: nucleus. The transcript has 3 exons.